Messenger RNA from Sapajus apella (tufted capuchin), 6695 nucleotides. It is a transcript of the gene MTHFD2L, whose product is annotated as methylenetetrahydrofolate dehydrogenase (NADP+ dependent) 2 like. The coding region runs from base 4492 to 5433 and encodes 313 amino acids. The transcript is spliced from 11 exons. The record is from RefSeq and is a predicted model, not a curated record. Gene Ontology annotation, molecular function: methenyltetrahydrofolate cyclohydrolase activity; methylenetetrahydrofolate dehydrogenase (NADP+) activity; methylenetetrahydrofolate dehydrogenase (NAD+) activity. Gene Ontology annotation, cellular component: mitochondrion. Lineage: Eukaryota; Metazoa; Chordata; Mammalia; Primates; Cebidae. Gene Ontology annotation, biological process: tetrahydrofolate interconversion.
ACAGCUAAGCACUCCAGUGUCCAGGGGCUGUGGGAAACUGGAAAGAAACCAGCUAGGGUCAACGUGACUUCCAAGCUGGCUGUUGUGCGGCUGCUCUCUUGGCAGUUGCAUGCUUUCUAUAGCACUGUAUGAAGUUUUGAGACAUGCUCUUCAGGUAUAUCAUGGGAUGUCCCUCUAUUGAGAUUUGUUUUUCUCACGAUCAGACUGGAGUUAUGGGUUUUGCAGGAAGAUUACAGAGGACCAGCAGAGAGAAGAGAUUCCAUCUUCCAGAGGUUGCCACUGUCUGCCUCCCCACUUGACCCCAUCCACAGUCAUCUUUUUUAUAUAUAUAGUGACACAUUAGCUGUCUACUUCUUCAUAGUUAAUGUGGUUUAAGUCUGACAUCAUUUCUUUUCCAUGAAAUUUACACCUUAGUGUUAUUCUCACUGAAAAUUGCCUUUGAGUUUGAGAAACCCUUAUCCCAGUGAUACCGUUUUAAAUUAACAGAUUUAUUGCCAUUUAUGAACUACGUAGAGCCUUAAUUGAAAAAGUAUCUCUGAUUAUUUUUUCAUAUUUUGGCUACAUAUCUAUAAUAAUGGAACAUUAUAAGUACUUUUUAGUGGAGGAUUUUUAAAGUAGAAUUUCAAUAAAUAACGUUUGCUGGAGUUUGCAGGUUACAACAUCUUGAAGUAUUAUUUAACAUUUUUCUCUCAAUGAUUUUUCCUUUAAAAUUUGCAAUGAAUUUGUUUUCCCGUUUAUGCAUGAGAACUUAGGUCUUCUUAAUUGGGAGAAAUUAAAGUAAUAAAUAAGCCCUUCUAAUUCUCGCAGCUGUUUCUUGAAAUGAAUUACCUAUCCAGGCAAAAGAUUAAAAAUUUUUUAAAAAGUCUUUGUAAUUAAAGUUUUCCCAUUUUGUUGUGGUGUGUAAGGAUUUUACAAAUCGAAAUAUCCUUGGUUAAAAGACAUCACAUGAGUUUGUGCCCAGUGCUUUUUAGUCUGAGGAGCCUGGUAGCAUCCCAUCCCAUUUGAGUGGGAAGGUUAUAGACCUUGCACAUUAAUGCCAUGCUCAAAGCAGAUUUGCAGAUAUUCUGCAACAGAGGGACUUUCGCAAACCCUGCUUUGGUUUAUUCUACCUGAACUACUUAUUUUAAUUAACUAAAUGGCUAUCCCAAACAUUCCAUUUUUAUCCUGUUGCUCAGUGAAUCCUCAAAUUGUUAAUUUGGUAGACUCUCUUUUUUCUCCUCAUACUAUUAUUCUUUUAGCUUUAAAAAUAAUGUAUACUGCCUACAGGUCCUUAUGGAAGUUUCACCUUUCAUUGUGUCUCCCUGGAAGCAACUUUAUAAUUUUUGCACCUGGACCAUGUUUUUGGAACUAGUAAAAGACACUUAUUUGUGUUAAGUAUUCAUGUCUUUUACCAUAGGUAGUUGAGUUUAAUAAUAAAAAAGAGAUACAAUUUUAUCAGUGACAAUGUUCAUUUUUCUUCAGACUCUUCCCUCUAGUACUUACUCUGUAUUUCUAUUUCUUCUGAAGACUAGGAAAGGCAGUUUCUCAAAAUCAUAUUCUAUUUAGUUGGCAAACGUGAUAAUGUGGUGGUGGUCCUAUCUUCCUUCCUAUUCUACUGAAAAUGAGAAAAUAAUUGCUAUCUGGCUACAAUUUUGAUUUCUAAGAAGUUCUCGUGUUAUUUUAAAUUCAGAAACUACAUAUUUCAACAUUUGAUCUGUCAUAUCUUUAAGUUUUAUUUUCUGUGUUCCAGCUGUUCAGAGAUAAUAUGUUUUAGUAUCUCUAAAAUCAAUCAAGAUUUUUGACAAAAAUAGAUCAGUAGAUGAAAAAGAUAGACUAAUAUUAAUUUUAGAUCUUGUUAGUUAAAAUUACCCAAAUCUUUGUUUUUCAAAUGCCUUAUUCUUUCAUGUUAAUAUUCUGAUGGGAGGAUGAAAACAGCAGAAAGGAGCAACACCAGAUGAUCUUUUCAUGGGCACAUACUCUUUCAAUGAAUCCCAUGGAGCUCAAUGAAAUUACAGUUUGGCUUACAGAUAAUUAAGUUGUGGAAGGAGGUUUAGGAGAGGAGCUUAUGUGAAAUUUGAACUGUAAAUAAGUAUACUAAAUUGAAGAAAUGAUUAGUAAUAAAUGAGAUUUGCUUUUAAGAAAUUCAGUUGGGACCUGAGAAAACAUUUUGUGUGCAAGGUAGAAAACUUUAUGGUCACAAUAGAACACAAUCUGAACCUAAAUUAACAGUAGUGUUGAAGAAUUCAGGGCGGGAUAUUAUCCAGGAAGGCUUAGCCAGCUGCUCCACUUAACAUUACAUCAUAAGUAGUUUCUGUGUUGCUAUUGUUUUUAUUAGAUUUCAAUGACUGCAUCAUACUACAUUAAAUCAAUUGGCCUUAACUUACCUAACCAUCUUGCUGCUUUUUAAUGUUUAGUUCUUAGAAAACAUGUAAUAAUUUACUCUCAGAUUGAGGUCAUGUUCUUGUCAACCUCAUACCAACCAGGUUUGCUCACUUAGUCAUAUGAACCGUACAUAAGGUUUCUAUAAUUAGUCUCAUUAGAGUGUCCCUAGAUCUAAAGACUAUCUAAAGAUUCAUAAUUCUAAAGUGAGUGUAUGUGUAUACAACACGUUGUCUCCCUAGCUUCCCCCCCCCCAUUUGUGAUUAACUGCAAUGAAUACCAUCAUGCUUUUAAGGAAUUCAGUUGUAUUGUUGAAAAAUACAUUUUUAUUAAUAUCUAAGGAGCUCUUAGUGUUAAGCACUUUGCUGAGAUUUUUCACUUACAUUAUAUCCUUUGAUCCUUACAACAACUAAAUGAAGUAAACACUAUUACUAUUCCCAGUUAACAGAUUGAGAAAUUGAGGCUUAGAGAAAUUAAACUUGUCCAAGUUGGCAUAGUAAAUAAAUGGUGAAGACAAGGCGUGAACCCACAUGAUCUCUCCAGUGUUCUUCUCUACAAACAGCUUAUAAUUAUUUACUUAUCUCACUUUUGCUUUUUCUUGUUUUUGAAAACAUUUAUUAACAUUAAAUCUCAUAGAACUUUUGUGAAUCUAGAAAGCUAAUUUUACAUGUAAAUUUUAGAAAUUAUUUUGUUAGAUUCCCUCAGAGAUGUUCUUAACUCGGACCUUAUGUAUAGAAUUCAGGGGAUCCAUAAACAUGGAUGGGAGGUUACUAACAUCUAAUAAAUUUAGCAUUUUUUUUCAGUUGUCAAUGUUGGCAACAAACAUAGUAUCAGCAGUACAUGUGACUUGCUAAUAUAAAUCACAAAUAUUUCAGUAUCACAAAGUUGAGGCAGAUACCACAAAACAUCAACUGUACAUCACUAUUUUGAUAUUGUAGUUAGACCUACCACUAGAUCCUGUUAUUUCAUACUUUUUUUUUAAAAAAAAGCAUUUGAUAGUAUUUCAGUAAAACUGGUUUUCCUUGUAAUCUGUAAUUUAUAUUGAAUGUUUAAAAGGAUUGUUCUGAGGAGUCCAUGGGUUUCAACAGACAGGCCAAGAGCUUUUGCAGCACAAAGCUUAGCAUCUAUGCUUCUUUCCGACAAAGUUAGUUUGAAAAUGCAUGGAUAUGUUUAAUACUACAGAGUCAGAAAGAGUUAACUAGUUAAAAAACUGAAUAUCAAGAAGAGUCAUACAUAAGGAAAAUGAGUUAUUUUACUUUUUAUUGAUUUGCAAAUGUAAUUUCUAGUAAAAUUACUUCAAGAUGUGAAUAGGGUACUUGGGGUGUGAAACAAAUUGUUUUAAGGAGGCCAUAAACUUAGCACUUAUAUGUAUUCAUUUAUUUUAGCAGUGCACCUCAAAAGACUCGCUAUACUGGUGAUUUGUUUUAUUCUUUAUGGAAUUUUGUCCUGGUUUCUUUGGGUUUCAUUUCUGUUGUACAAACUCAAGAUAUCCAAGGUAUACCCCAAGAUAUAAAGCAAUUAAACUGUAUGUUAGGGCCUGGGGAGAGCUUGGAAUUGUUAAUCAUCAUAUUAGGAUUUUUCAUCUUUAUGGAUCCCAAAAUAGUUCAUUAAGCUCUAGUUGAAGCUGUGAAUAAAGAUGAGAUUGAAACUAAGAUGUAGAUUUGUGAAGUAUACAAAUUAAAUAAACUACUGAUCUUGACUAGGUUUUAUUUGUUGUUGCAUUACUAUUUUGUGGAGGAGUACUUUGAUACAUGGUAAUAAUCCCCGCCUUGUUACUUUGCUCUACUUUAUUAAGUACAUCAUUUGGUUCUAGUAAGCGUAGAUUAAGGUGGUUAGUUUAUUUUCUGGAAGUACAGGUAAACAAAUCCAUGGAAAGAGCACUAAGUACUAAAGAUUUUCUGCUCUUAUAAUGCUCCUGGUUAUCUGAAUAUGUCAUCAUCUGUUAUUUAGAAACUAGGAGAGAGAGCCACUUUUACGAACCAGCCAAUGAACUUUUAGCCAGAUUCUCUUAUGUAAUGUGAGGUUAACAAAAGAGUAUUCCUAUUAUCUAGAUGAAGAAAUUGCAUGCCUUUGAGAGCAGCUAAGUGACUUGCCUAACUUUAUAAUUGCUACUAAUGGUGACCCAGAGCUCUGAUGCUCAGGACUUCUGAUUUCAGACAUGAAGCCAUUAUUAUAUCAGGAACCGAAAUGGCUAAGCAUAUCCAGAAAGAAAUAAAGCAAGGUGUGGAAUCAUGGAUUUCCCUUGGAAACAGAAGACCUCACCUCAGUAUAAUUUUAGUGGGAGAUAAUCCAGCAAGCAAAACAUACGUCAGGAAUAAGAUAAGAGCUGCGUCUGCUGUAGGUAUUUGUAGUGAGCUCAUUCUGAAACCUAAGGAUGUUUCUCAGGAAGAGCUUUUGGACAUAACUGAUCAAUUGAAUAUGGACCCAAGAGUCAGUGGUAUAUUAGUUCAGUUACCACUGCCAGACCAUGUUGAUGAGCGAACGAUAUGCAAUGGAAUUUCCCCAGAAAAAGAUGUUGAUGGAUUUCAUAUUAUCAAUAUUGGAAGAUUGUGCCUUGAUCAGCAUUCUCUCAUACCUGCCACUGCCAGUGCUGUUUGGGAAAUAAUAACAAGAACAGGAAUUCAAACAUUUGGAAAAAAUGUGGUUGUGGCUGGAAGAUCCAAGAACGUAGGGAUGCCCAUUGCCAUGCUUUUACACACUGAUGGAGAGCAUGAACGGCCAGGAGGUGAUGCAACUGUGACAAUAGCUCACAGAUAUACCCCCAAAGAACAACUGAAGAUUCAUACACAACUGGCAGAUAUUAUCAUAGUUGCUGCAGGUAUUCCAAAGUUGAUUACAUCUGAUAUGGUUAAAGAAGGUGCUGCUGUAAUCGAUGUGGGUAUCAACUAUGUCCAUGAUCCAGUGACAGGGAAGACAAAAUUAGUUGGAGAUGUGGACUUUGAAGGAUGCCAUGAUAAUGAACACCUCAAUAUAUCUAGAAAACAUGCGGAAACCUCAAGAUUCAGCAACCAGAUGAAUCUGUUAAGAAGAAAGCUGGCUUUAUCACUCCAGUUCCAGGAGGUGUGGGACCCAUGACAGUGGCAAUGCUUCUGAAGAACACCCUUCUGGCAGCUAAAAAAAUCAUUUACUAGAUCACAUGAAAGGAUAAAGCAAACUGAAGUGAUGCUAUUUGUUUGUUUGACGAAGGGUAAAAUGUUUAUAUUUUACUACAAAACUAUUUAUUUCUACAUGGUAUUUAUUUUUUCAUUGAUGGAAUCAUUGUGGAUAAAAUGAUUCACACAAUUUUAUGCAUUUCCUGCUAAUUGAUUUUGAGUUUUAAGAAAGAAAACAAAACAAUUCCAAUGAAAAUUUUGGUAACAAUUGUUUAUUUUGAGGAUAUUUGUUCAUAAUGUUAAAACAAUAAAGGGCUCAUAAUAAAUAUAUUUUUGACACAAUUAAAUAUCACAUAUCUCAUAUAGUAUGUUUUCAGCAAAUGUCCUGUCAGCCAAAUGGGCACCCAUAUUAAAUGUAAUUUAGGUUUUGCUGUUUGCAUGCUCACAUUUUUAAUACAUUUUAUGAUCUAAGUCAGUGCUGAAAAAGAGCUUGCUUACUACAAGAAAAAUGGAAUAUUGAAAAUAGAAUCUUGAUCUCAAAUAUCCCCCAAAUGCAUUAUAUAAACCCAUCUUAAUGAGAAAUUAUGUUCUAUUUAAGGAAAGGAAAAUAUUUCGGGAAGGUAAUAAAUGCACUAUUUGGAAGAGUAAUGAUUAUAUCACAUUGUGAAUGACUACUUGUCACGGUAAAAAUACAUGAAGAAUGUGUUAGGUUUAAAUGUCAUUUCUUUCUUCUUCUAAAAAAUAUUUGGAUAGUACCUUCACUGAGCAAUAAUGGAAAAAUUCCAAAAUAAGUAAACAGAUAAAACUAAGGUUGUGUUUUCCCACAAAUAUAGUAUGAAUGAGGUUAUAUUAAAGAACAGUAACUGUUAAUGUUUGUUCACAAAUUCAGAAAUCUCAUAGGAAAACAUGAUACUUUCAAUGUAACCUUAGUAUACAACUAAAAAUCUCCUGGUUUCUUGCCCACAUGUCUUCCCUCUUUUGUUAUAGCGUUUGUUCCUCAUGUUUCUAACACAAUUUAAAUGAAGAAAUACUAUGAAUGUAGUGGAAGUCUAUUUUGAGACUGCUAAAGCUAUUUAAUUGAUACUGUGUUUUUAUGCCCAAAUCCCAGUAUGUUUAUAUACAAAUAAUGAUUCUCACCCAGCGCAUGUCUUUAUCAGUGUGUACUCUUGACUAUUUGUGUGAAAAUAGACUAGAUGUUCAUAAUUAAUAACAUUACAACUGUGUAAUAAAAGCAGCUUGAAGAAA